AUGGCUGCUACGGAACCUACAAACCACGUCUCCUCACUUUUCAGCUCGCUGUUAGAGCAAUCGCGAAAACUUCGGCAGGAAACGGAUAAUGAUGGACUAGAAACCGUCCAGCUUGGAUUGAACGAGCUCGAGAGGAGGGCCAAGGACCUGAAGAAGACCCGCGAAGGGGCGCAAACCGAUGCAAGAGCGCAUUAUUUGUUGGCUGCUGGUGGGAUUAACACGGAUGAGGCUUUGCGCGACCUGGACUCUAUAGAUUUCCAGAACGCUUAUGAGCCAUCUACAAUACGAGUUGACACCGAUAUCGAUACCUAUCUCCGCAACCGGAGAGAACAAAAUGUGAUGUCUUCGAUCGAAGACGGAAUGCGUCGGACAUCUCGAGAUUUUGAUGCUUUUGUCGCCAAGAAUGUUACAAUAGAAUGGGAGGCUCAAAAGCAGCGUAUCUUCGAACACUUCGGUCUUACGCCGCGAAAUGCUACAGCUCCAAGUGCUACAGCAGAUCUCGGCCACAAUACAUUUAAUGGGGGUCUCAGCGCAUUUGGUGCCUCUUCAUUCGGCGUCUCUUCUUUUGGCCGUUCCAAAUUGGGGCAGUCGUUUGGGCCUGGCGUUGCUGGUAGAGGGAGCGUUUGGGCAAAGUCUACAAUGGGCACUAGUGUUUUGGGCAGACCAACAGCUGCUAAUACUACCGGGGCUUCUGCUGCGAAAUUGUUCACGGAUGUUGAUCCUGCUCGACAGAAUGAUAUGAGUAGGCAAGUGCAGCUUAGACAAAAGCAGUUUUCGGCUGCUGUCAAACGUUUGAAUGAAGUCAGAUUAGAGAAUGGUGCUGAUGGCGGAAUCUAUCCUGUCAUGAAAGUCUUUGGCGAUAUCACCGGGGCUUCUGGAAAUGAUAUGGUAGGCUCUAUAGACUCAUCCGGAGGUGGUGGUGCGUCAAAAGCUUACAAAGAACUGGAACAGUUGACCUUACAACUUUACGAUUCCUGGAAACUACUAGGAUCCAUAACCAACGAAUCUGACAUCCGCGAUGGGAAUCCCUUUGGCGGCCCCCAUGAAAGGCAGUUUAUGAAAGACUAUAUUCUCAAUACUUCUCCUGAUAGUGCCGAGGCUUCCAGAAUGCGGAAGACUGUUCAAAAGGGAGCUAGACGGUUCCUAGAAAAACAAUUCUUAGAAAUGGUUGAGCGUUCAAUUGCCGAGAACCCCCAGAUCGCCAAAGUCGGCGGUAUUCCUUCAGUGUUCCACAAGUUCAGAGGUUACAUCAACGUUAAACUAGCUAACAAUAAAGACCUACCUGAAUGGGACCUUAAAAACUUUGAUUACGUAUCUGAUGUCCCCUGCUGGGCAAUUAUAUUUUACCUUCUCCGCGCCGGCUUUCUAGAGGAAGCAGACGAAUUUGUUAGGCAGAACCAACAGUCAUUCCAGAAACUUGAUCGAAGCUUCCCUACAUAUCUUCAUGCUUACUGUUCGGCGGGCGAUGAACGGCGCUUGCCUAGGAACUUGCUUGACAGGAUCCAGGGUGAGUACAAUAACCGUGUUCGGCAUUCGGAAGACACCAAAGACAUCUUUAAGCCGGCAGUUUACAAAAUAAUUGGAAGAUGCGAUCUUUCUAAAAGAUCUGUACCAAAUGUUAUGCCAACCGCGGAGGACUGGAUGUGGCUACAACUUGUGUUGGCUAGGGAGAUUGACAAAACGACCGAGCCGGCGCACGAGGUCUUUACUUUGAUAGAUCUUCAAAAGGGAGUUCUUCAGUUUGGCGCAAAGCAUUUCUCACAGAAAGGAAGCAAUGUUGGGCUGUACUUCCAAAUGUUAAUGAUGUCUGGCUUAUUUGAAGAUGCUGUCCACUAUUUAUAUUCAUUCCAAUACGUGGAUGGUGUUCAUUUUGCAAUUGCGCUCACAUAUUAUGGUCUCCUAAGACCAACUUCGAACCCCGCAAGUGUGGGUGGAGAAUUGCUCACCCUUGGUCAAAACGGAGAGAGGCAAAUCAACUUCCCCCGCCUAAUUGGCUAUUACACGAACGAUUUCCGUACACCUAAUGCCGAGGAAGCUGUCGACUAUAUCAGCCUUCUCUGUCUCAAUGCCGAUCUUCCUGCACCCACUGGACCAAACCAUAUCACAAUUUGUCACGAAUCUCUCCGUGAGCUCGUUCUUGAUACCAAAGAAUUUACCAAGCUUCUUGGUGAUGUUCGUGCAGAUGGGACUCGCGAGAAAGGAGCAAUAGAGAAGCGAAUGAGACUCAUCAAGCUUACCGAUCAGCGUGAAUAUCUUCGAACGAUUACCGAACAAGCUGCUGUUCAGGCAGAUGAUGAUGGUAGGGCCAACGACGCUGUCUUAUUAUACCACCUUGCGGAGGACUACGAUACAGUUCUCCAAAUUGUCAACAAGAAUCUCUCGGACUAUAUCGCGAGCGAGGAGGCUCCAAUACGUUACCAAGAUCCUACAGCGGCCAGUGGACUGUUGAACUCUAGCCUGAGUCUGACAAGCGUAGAGGAUCCAGUGCAACUGGCUCAAAACAUGCUUCAGAUGUAUGCGGCUAAUGUAUCUGUGUACACUAAGAUUGAAUUGAGAAAUAGGGAGGCUUGCGGUUUCCUACUUCGUAUCGCAGAAGCCAAAAAACUAUUUGCAAAUGGCGACUGGGAGUCCUGUUUAGUCACAAUCGAAGGUUUCGAUAUAAUCCCUCUCGAUCCCCGCGUAGACGUCGGAUCCAUCCGUCGGGCCGCUCAAAACUUCAGCACCCUUCACGAAACCGUCUCUCGAAAUAUCGGCCUCCUACUUAAGAUGGUAGUCGAGUGCUGCCAUCGUCUGAGCAUAGAUAUCAGGAAUAGCUUAUUUGCCGAUGCGAGCAGAGACCAGAAGUUGGUGGAGCUAAAGGCUAGGACGAAAUGUGCAAUGAUUUAUGCCGGAAUGAUUCAAUACAAGCUACCGGCAGAUGUGUAUGAGUUUAUCAAUAGUCGGGAUGUUACAGACGGGUUUUAG
Molecule: messenger RNA, 2964 nt
Organism: Morchella sextelata
Lineage: Eukaryota; Fungi; Ascomycota; Pezizomycetes; Pezizales; Morchellaceae
Exons: 7
Coding region: 1-2964 (987 amino acids)
Biological process (GO): protein import into nucleus; poly(A)+ mRNA export from nucleus
Cellular component (GO): nuclear pore
Molecular function (GO): structural constituent of nuclear pore
Source: RefSeq, a predicted model, not a curated record